Messenger RNA from Carassius gibelio (silver crucian carp), 4942 nucleotides. RefSeq names its product tetratricopeptide repeat domain 7A (gene ttc7a). Gene Ontology annotation, molecular function: protein binding. The record is from RefSeq and is a predicted model, not a curated record. Lineage: Eukaryota; Metazoa; Chordata; Actinopteri; Cypriniformes; Cyprinidae. Bases 1718 to 3235 code for a protein of 505 amino acids. Gene Ontology annotation, cellular component: plasma membrane. Gene Ontology annotation, biological process: phosphatidylinositol phosphate biosynthetic process; protein localization to plasma membrane. The transcript has 14 exons.
CAAUUUAAGUUUUCAUGUAGGAAACAAUAUGUACAUAAUAAGAAAAAAAAGCACAACAACUUAACAAGUCAAGUUUGAUGACAAACUUUGACGUUGGCUUGAUAAAUUACAAUAACUUUUAAAAGCUUGAAGUUUGAAUGUUUCACUCUGAUAAGACAUUACAUAAGUCAGUCCAAUACAAACUAAUUUAGACUCUUAGACUUCAGACCCCAUUAGACCAGCUUGACCUGUUGAAAAAACAGCAUAUGCUGGUUAGGUAUGAUUUGAAGCUGGGAUGCUAGUUUGAGCUGGUUUAUGCUGGUCCUUUGCUGGUUUAAGAUGGUCCUUAGCUGGUUAUGUACUGUUCCUAAACUGGUCUGACCAGCUUAAGAUCAGCACAUGACCAGCGGAGGGCCAGCAUAAACCAGCAAAUGAAAAGCUUUAACCAGCAUCCCAGCUUCAAAACAUACAUAACCAGCAUACUAGCUCAGCCAGACUGGGAGACCAGCUUAAACCAGCUAAGACCAGCCAACCAGUUUAGGCUGGUUUUGGUUGUUGCUUGGCAUUGUUUACAUGCUUCUGGGAGUUACUAGAAUGUUCUUACAUUUUCUUAACAUGCUUUAAUAUGUGGAGUAUUGUUAUCUUUUUUUUAGGUUGUUUAUAUCAUUUUGUAACAUCGUUAGCAAGCUUCUAGCAUGUUGUCAACACAUUUAGCACAUUGCUAGCAUGGUAAACAUGUUGAUAGCAUGUUUAUUGUAAAAUAUAUCACAUUUCUAGCAUUUUUGACAUGUUGCUAACAUGUCUCUAGUAUAUCUUAGCACAUUACUAGCAUGAUUUAGUAUGUUGCUACAAUGUUUGAACAUGUUGCCACAAUGAUUUAGCAUGUUUCUAACAUGUUUUAGCACAUAGCUAGCAUGAUUUAACCUGUUUGUCGGCAUGUUUCUAAGUCACCUUUAUUUAUAUAGUGCUUUAAACAGUUUCUAACAUGUUCUAGCAAGUUGCUACCAUAAUUUAGCACAUUGCAUAUUUUACAUUUUGAUAUUUGAAAAAGUUUCUGGCAUGUUUAAACACUGUUAGCAUGUUUUAGCAUGUUACUAACAUGUUGUAGCGCAUUACUAGCAUUAUUUAACACGUUGAUUGACAGAUGAUGAAACAAAUACAGGAAAACUGUAAUUCUGAUCAGUCGUAAAAAAUACAGCACACUGUGAGAAAUUCCUAAAAAGCUGAGCCUAGUUUGGACGAGUUACUUUUAGUACUUGUUAGUAAUUGUUAGUAAUUUUAGGAAAAUCUUAAAUCAGUUUGCUUUGUUAAACGAAUAAGUGUUAAUUUGAGCAGUUUAAUGUGCAGUAAAUAUCACUGCUCUUUAAAUUUUAUUGUGUACAUGAGUCAUAGGACUGUAUUCACGAGAAUCAGAGAACACGAACAAGAAGAUGAGCAGAGGACAGUGCUGGGGUUUGUUUGCCGGGUUUAAUAUUCAGGUCACGGCAGGAUGCUGUAACUGUACCUGUGAGUCUGCAGACGCCAAGCAGAGAAAGGAAAAAUACAACAGAGAUGAAAAGAGAUGGAGAGACUUUUGACAGUGCAUCUGUAGAACAGAUAUAAGAACAGAUGAAAGAAAUAUUCCAGUUUCCCAUUCCUGGUGCAGCUUAGUAGCACACUAUGAUGGGACUCCAGAUGAGCUUUCUGUCCACAGGACGUGGUUGAAGAGGCGGUGCUGUUGCUCCUCAUCACAGAAUCGAUGGCCAGCGGCGAGGCGGUGAUCAGUCGCUCACCGGAGCAUCAGGAGGUGAGGGAGAGCAGCAUGCAGGACAUCUCCUCCAUCUAUGACCUGCUGAGCAUCGCCAUGGCCAGGAGGGGGCAGUAUGCACUCCUGUCAGAGUGUUUGGAGCGGGCCAUGAAGUUCUCCUAUAGUGAGUUUCAUCUUUGGUAUCAGCUUGGCUUGUCUUUGAUGGCAAGUGGGAAGAAUGAGGGUGCAGUGUCAGUGUUUAAAGAGUGUGUGACAAUGAGACCACAGGACCCCAUCCCACCUCUGCUUGCAGCAAAAGUGUGCAUCAACCAGCUGCACUGGCUGGAGGAAGCAGUGACCCUCUCAGCAGGUGUGGUUGCAUUAGGAGAGUGUGCUGGGGAGUCUCUUCCUCGAGCUCAUCUGGCCAUCGGUCUGUGCUGUAGUCUGCAGGCCUCUGACGCUCCGCUGAAAGCUGAUCGCGAUGAGUUCAACAGAAGAGCGCUGCAGUCACUACAGAAAGCACAUGCCCUGGACCCUGAGGACCCUCAGAUCUCCUUCUACCUCUCUCUGCAGCUCGCUCUGGUCCGACAGGUGUCAGAAGCGAUGGAGUCGUUGCAGUUGGCUCUGAAUAUUCAUGGGGAUGAUCUGCACUCUCUACACCUGCUGACUCUACUGCUCAGUGCCCAGAAACACUACCAGCACGCCCUUGAUACGCUUAAACUCGCCGUUCUCCAGCACCCGGACAACUUUAACCUUCUGUUUACCAAAGUGAAGCUGGAGGAGGUUUUGUUGGGCCCCGCUGCUGCUUUACAGACGUGUACAGAAAUGCUGCAGCUGUGGCAGAGUCGCUAUGAUGUCACCCGUCUCGGCGAGGAGGAUGACACUAGCAGCAUUCCUCCUGAUCCAGGCCCGCUGUGCAGGAAACCCAGCGGCCUCCAUCUCAUGCUCCCAGACUUCCAGGAGACAGACACCGGGUCUCAGAGCGCCCCAUCUCUAGCUGUGUCCCGUCUGGAGCAGGCCAUGUCCGAGGUGUCGGCCCUUAGCUCCACCCACAGGCAUGGCCCCGCCUACAUUUGGACCACCCUGGAACGCAUCUGGCUGCAAGCAGGAGAGUUGUUCAUGGCUGACGGACGGAUGAAGGAAGCUCAGUUCUGUGUGCAGGAGGCAGGAACUCUCUUCCCCGCCUCACACUCAGUGCUGCUGCUCAAGGGCCGCGUGGCCGAGCUCAGGGGCAACGACACGGAGGCCAAGAGCCUGUAUGAUGAAGCUCUCGCCAUCAACCCCAGAGGACACCACAUACUGCUGCACCUGGGGAAGUUGUUGGUGCGCACAGGCCGUGUGGGUCUUGGGGAGAAGAUGCUGAGGGAUGCGAUACAGGUGGAGAACACAGCACACGAGGCCUGGAGCGGUCUAGGGGAGGCACUGCAGAGCAGAGGCAGUGCACAGGCUCCGGACUGCUUCCUGACCGCACUGGAGCUAGAGUCCAGCUGCCCUAUACGGCCCUUCACCAUCAUCCCCCGAGAACUCUGACACGCUCAUACAUGUGUGUAUGACUCACUGGAGCCAAUGCUGUUCUUCAAUCACUUUAAUGACACAUACUGUAAAACAAUAGCAUUGCACAUUUAGGCUUUUUAUUGUAUUGAAAGGCAAUGUUCUAAAGCUGUGGUCACAUUAGCAAAUAUCAGUACCAUAUUUUCCGGACUAUAAGUCGCACUUUUUUUCAUAGUUUAGCUGAUCCUGCGACUUAUAGUCAGGUGCGACGAAUUUAUCAAAAUUAAUUUGACAAGUACCGAGAGAAAUGAACUAAGAGAAAACAUCACCGUCUCCAGCCGUGAGAGGGCGCUCUAUGCUGCUCCGUGCUCCUGUAGUCUACACUGAAGACAUAGAGCGCCCUCUCGCGGCUGUAGACGGUAAUGUUUUCUCUUGGUUCUUGGGUUUAAAUAAAUGCGACUUAUAGUCCAGUGCGACCUAUAUAUGUUUUUUUCCUCAUAAUGACGUAUUUUUGGACUGAUGCAACUUAUACUCAGGUGCGACUUAUAGUCCGAAAAAUACGGUUAUAUUUUUUAGACAAAAGAAAAGUCCAUUGUCAAUAGAUUAAUAUAAAGUAUUGAUUACACAGAUAUGUCUUUCAAAUCAUGCAAUUUUUUUGUUGUUCAUCAUGGUGAAUUCGCAUGACCAAUUUGAAUAAUUUUCCGACUUGCAGGUUGCGCAGAUUCAUGUGGAAAUAACUGGAUUUCACCUGCAAAAUUUGUGCUAUAAUGACUGAUUUACACUGUUUGAACAGUGGUAAAUCUGAUCGCACCUUUAGGGCCAGACUUACUAACAGCUUGCACCAGCGUAAACCCUCUCUCAGUGUUAAAAAAGUAUGGUCAGGACUUACUAAAGGUGCACAGUGAAGAAUUAGCGAUGAAUUGGUGUGGACAGAGUUGUUUUUGUGGCUGACCUUAUUGCAUGUGCAUUUGUAGGACUUUUAAAUUUAUGGGAGGGGAUGAUUUAAAUGAAUCACGCAAAAUGAUUUUAUUAAGUGAUGCAUUAUUCAAUUUACUGGUAUUUGUAAAAAAAAAAGCAUAUUUUAACCCAUUUUGCUCUUGACAUGGCUGUGAUUGUUGCUGCCAGGAGAAGGCACUCCAGACAACAGAGAGCGUGCUAGAAGGUUUGGAAAGAUCUGCUUGUUUGCAAUCUUACGCUAAUUUGUGUUGCUCUUGGUAGAUUGCGUUGGUCAUUAAGGAAAUGAGUUGUCACGUCUGUGUUCUUUAAUUUGUGCAUUGUCAUUAGAUUAUCUACAGAACUUUACACACCCGUCUGCACUUUUUUGGAAUUGCGUUCUUGCACUAAUUUGCCUUGUUUAGUAAAUCUGGCCCUUAGUCUGGCGGAAGUUAAACAAACAGCUAACAUCUUUUACAGCAACUUUAGCGUAAAGAAAAAAUACAUUAGCACAGGGUUAUGUGUAGUGUAAAAUGUCUAUUAUUAUAUAAUAAUACUGUAUACACGGGACUAAAAUAGCGCCGCCCUUGUGACCAAAACACAUAGCUACAUAAACACAGCACAGAAUGACUGAACACAAUUGUUUUUUUGCAAAUAUGCUGCAAGAUGUUCAUAGCCUUGUUUCUCAGGGAAAAUCUGUUGAGUUCUAGACUCUUUAGCUUACGUUAAAUUCUUUAGUAUUUAUAAACCUAAUAGUCGUCUGUACUAUUUGUUGUUUAAAAAUUGUUUUUCUGAUAAAGAGUGAUUUUGCAA